AAGAGAAAUAAAAUAAGAGAAUAAAAGAUAAAUACAUGUUAAUUUAACAUAUAAUAAAUGUUACUUUUACUAAAGAAAUAUGCUUGCACAAUUUGUUUUCAAAUUGUAUCAAAGUAUUACACUUUUUGCAUUAUUUUUUACAUAAUGUUAGUAUUAUUUUCUAACAUUAUUCAUCUUAUGUUAAAAAUUUGGAUAUCAUUUGGGACAUGUGAAAUAUGGCAAAUCAGCUGACUCAAUACUGAUAUUGCAAGUUUCUAACAACAAAAAGGCGCCCAAAAAGAUAAAGAUGUAUAGACAGCUGCAGAUCUGUGAGCCUUUGCCCAAGCUAAAAAAUCUUUAUGAGAAUUCGGAGCGUAUCGAAAACAAAGACUUCGAAUCUUUCAAAAAUAUCGUACUGGAUGCUUUGGAAGAAAUAUCUUUUUAUUAUGAAAGGACCGAAUUUAACAACUUAAAUAAGGUAUGCCUCGAUAUAGCUAGUAAACAUGGCCUAACGAUAUUCGUAAAAAGUUUAUUGCGUGAAGGAGUAAAUCCUAACAGAGUGAACAAGCUAUUCAAAUCCGCGCCUAUUCAUUUCGCCACCGAAGGCGGACACGUCGACACGUUGGAAGCUUUACUAGCUGAGCCGACGGUAAAUCCUAAUCUCCAGGCUGGACAGAAGACCGCUCUGCAUAUCGCGGUGAACAGAGACGACCGAAUGUGUGCCUCUGUGCUUCUGCAAAAAGGUGCUAACGCUAAUAUUCUUAGCGAAGGCCGGCCUGCUCUCUAUCUAGCGGCAGAGAAGAAAAAGAGAGACAUGGUAUUACUAAUACUACAAAAACACGAACAAAACCUAGAUUUAGAUGAUUAUAGGGAACGCAACCAGACGACACGAGACAUGAUCAAGCAGAAUUUCUCAGAAAUGUUGUUCUUUCUGAACAAACCUUAUGCACGUCAGUUUGCUACAACUUAUAUUAAUGAUCUCCAUUAUUAUCUGACUAUUAACGAUGAAAAAAAUUUCCUGGAGAAUAUGUUUAAUGAUGAGGAAAUUUUUUCGAAAACAGUUGAAGUAUUGUUGGUAACAGCCACGGAAAAUGAUCUUCGUACGGCAGUGAAAGAAAUCCUAAACUGGUUUCAUGUAGUAGACAAUCCAAGGAAAGGUAUUUUUAGAGAUAAGCCAAAUGAUGUUUUUAUAAAACAUGCACAAUUAAUAAAACAUGCACAAAUAAUGGAACGUGCUGCACACGUGGCUAUUGACAAGAAUCGCUACGCUAUUCUUCGGGAAUUACUGAAGAUAAUACCAAAGAUAGUCAAUAAAUACUUUAUAAUAAAAGUCUGCAGGCAGCUGGAACAACUUAAAAGAUGUCAUAUAUCCGAUUGGGUAAAGUGUAUGGAAUUUAUGUUGGAUAAAAAAAAAGUGAAGCUUCAUGAAUUAAUGGAUGAUGAAUCUAAUACGCCACUGCAUUACGCGGCCAAAUCAGGCUAUAAAGAAGCAAUUGAUUUAUUUCUCAACCGAGGCUGUUAUAUCGGUCAUAUGAACAUGUUCAAUACACCGCCUAUUGCGUACAUCUCAAUGGACACGUUAUCAAGCUAUUUUGAUAGGUGUAUGCAGAUGAAAUCGGACGAACAAACGAAAGAGUCCAAAAUUGAGUUCAAUUAUUGCUGUUUGAAGCCAUACAACGAUUCACAGAUACAGGAUUCGGAUAUUCGCAAGUUUCCUGAAUUGGAGGUAUUCAAGUAUAUCGCCGACAACAGCAAUCUUAAACACUUGCUAAAGCACCCGCUGCUCUCAUCUUUUCUUUACCUUAAAUGGCGUAGUAUAGGAUACUUUUUAAGUUUAAAUUUUUUGAUUAACAUUUCCUUUUAUUUCCUGCUAAAUUCUUACAUUUAUCGUAUGGCAAUAAAUGACAGUUUUCCGAGACGAAUUAAUUUUGUUAAUGAUAAUGGGAAUUUUAGUGUAGGUUAUUUUAGAAAUUUGCCUUUUGACCCAAAGCUUCAUAAAAAUACAGUAAAGCUAGGUGAUGACAGUAGGGGUAUAUAUGCUAUUAUAGAAGACCCCGAAUACACAUGGUUAGUGUAUUACAUUCCUAUAUUUUUGAUAUUUUAUAUCUUGCGAGAAUUUCUCCAACUCGUUUAGCUGUUUUUGGCUAUACGUGAAGGAUUGGAAGACGAACGGUUUCCGGAUCUUACUAAUCGCAUUGACUAUCGCCUUGCUACUUGACGCGGGAUUUGAGAUCGGUAUCAUAGUAACCCUAUUAUCCACCUGGGAAUUCAUGAUCCUAAUUAGCCGUAAUUACCCAUGGCCAUCAUAUAUCACUCAAUAUCACAACAUUUCUAUCAUGAUUUUCCAAACAAUCUUCUGUAAUUUUGUACGUUUACUCUUUCCGUUUGUAUUCCUCAUCGGCGCAUUUGCUUUGAUCUUCCAUAAACUUUUCAAGGGCAGCGGGGAUAACAACUUUUCCAAUCCCGCCUUCUCGAUGAUCAAAACUAUUAUUAUGCUUACCGGCGAGUUCGAUAUUCCAUUCGCGAAGCACGACUCCGCGUGGAGCGGUGUUGUGCUCGUGAUAUUCGUUUUUCUCAUGGUCAUCGUAUUCAUGAGUAUGCUAAAUGGUUUGGCAAUUAGCGACGCCACCGAGAUUCUGAGCAAGGCCGAAUUGCAUGGUCUUAUUCACCGGUUAUAUCAGGUUGCCUACUUCGAGAACAUUGUCUGCACGAUCGGCGAAUUGCCUAAAAAAUAUUUCGGUAACCUCAUUAGUGAUAUUUUUCUGUUUCCACAGCUAGAAGACUCGAUCAUCUUAGACCGAGUCAGCUGUAAGAUUUAUGAUAGCAAGUUGAAAUAUUUGUUAAGCAAAUUUUAUUUGAAAAUGGAUUACAAUAUAUUCAAACAAGUUAAGCAAAUUAUCCUUAAUUUAUCCAAAAAUCAAUUUUCGAAUAAUGAUGGAAUAACGAAUGCGGAAAUGGAUUACGAUAUACUUAAACAAGCUAAGCAAAUUAUCCUCAAUAAAAAUCUACUUUUGGAUAAUGAUAGAAUAAUGAAUGCGUUAAGUAAGUUGCAGGAUGCGAUGGGAAUCGAAUAGGACUGAAAGUUUUACAAUGAAGUCCAGAGUGAGUUUUAUAUUUUAUUUUCCACAGAUGUAUUAAUAAAUAUUGUAAAAUGCUGUGACAAUAAUUAUAAUAUUAUUUGUAAAAGAGCAAAUGCUUUUUUGUGUAUAUAUAGUGUAAAAAGUUCAUAGAACUUGGGAAAAACAGUCGAAUUAUACUGGAUAAAAGUACAUUGAACGGAAAUUACUCUUUAUACGCGUCUGUUUCUCUAAGUUCUAUGAACUUUUUACAUUAUAUAUAUAUGGCAUAUUUACUUUUGGUAUCGAACGUAGUACUGUAUCUGAUAUUUACGUAUCCGAAGUAACGGGAAGUAUUAAUGUUCAGAAUGCAUGCAAAAGAAUGGCGUGCAACGUUACCGCAUCUUGGCAAUGUGUACAGAAGUCCACAAGUUUGUAUUAUAUAGAGAUACCUGUAUAAAAGCAGUGUACUCGAUUGCAUUAUAACAGUUAAUAAGUCGCGAUUCACAAAAGUAAUGCGGCAUCGUUAUAUGUUUGCAUAUUUUAAAGGAAACGACGCAAGAGAGAUUGAAUAAAGGGCUGCUGGAGCGUUUAUAGCACAGAGUUAUUUGCUUGCAUUUAGCAACUUUUAAUGACUCGUAACGCGGGCGAUGCGAUGCAAACGAUAAAGAAACUUGUGAGAUGCCAGCAACAAAGUGAUUACUGCUCCAGCGCAUUACGUUCGCUUAUUAGGAAAACAUUUUUUUUUAUUGUAAAUCUAUUAAUGUACUUCACGUAUAUUACAGUGUAAAGAAAAAUGUAACUCAAAGCGUUUAAUUUAUAUACAUUGAGCAGCGUACUAUUUUUGUCAAAUUAUCUUUUAACAAGAUUUUGCAAUUCAACUUCUAUUCCUUUCGUGGGCGAAGAUAUUGAGAAUCGUGCCAUCGAUCACAGCCUUUCAAUUUUUAAUAUUUUCAUAAAUUAGAACUUAUAACAUUAUAUCGUAAUUCUAUUCAAAGUUUAUUAAAUUGUAAAUAUCACAUUA
Molecule: messenger RNA, 4059 nt
Organism: Wasmannia auropunctata (little fire ant)
Lineage: Eukaryota; Metazoa; Arthropoda; Insecta; Hymenoptera; Formicidae
Product: transient receptor potential cation channel protein painless-like
Exons: 4
Coding region: 287-2113 (608 amino acids)
Molecular function (GO): protein binding
Source: RefSeq, a predicted model, not a curated record